Molecule: messenger RNA, 2147 nt
Organism: Aspergillus caelatus
Lineage: Eukaryota; Fungi; Ascomycota; Eurotiomycetes; Eurotiales; Aspergillaceae
Product: FAD-binding oxidoreductase
Exons: 3
Coding region: 295-1755 (486 amino acids)
Molecular function (GO): oxidoreductase activity; FAD binding
Source: RefSeq, a predicted model, not a curated record
GUCACACUGAGCUUAGUUCAUCAUAAUCCACAGGGAGCCCGAGGGCACCGAUGGCAGUUCCUCUUCACGUUAUCAGUGCGCGUAGAUAAGGAAGAUGAUCUCAUGAUGAUCUCACCAUCUCUUAAGGCGCUUUGAUAAGAUAGAUUGUCAUGCAGGCCACUAUAGUCCAUCAAAUGUAGAGGAGAGUGGCCUAUAUAUAUGAACUAUCUCUUCGCGUUAAUUGUUUUAUCCAACCUACCUUCAAGUUUGACCUACCUCGCCAAGUAAUUACAGAUUGGCUCUUGACUUUUCACUAUGCCUGUCUACGAGUGUAACCGACAAUACAAAGAGAAGAUUCUCUAUCCCGGUACCCCGGACUACGAGACAUGCAGACGCAACAAUCCUAGUGGAGAUGCUCCUGAUAAAUAUCCUGCAGAAAUUCACGUGGUUCAUGAUGUUGAAGACGUUGUGUUUGCAGUGCGGCGGGCGAAUGAGUUGAAGAAAGAUAUUGGUAUUCGAUCAGGCGGCCAUACACUGUCUAACGGAGCCCUCUUCACGGGCAUUCUCAUCGAUACCACUCACCUCAACCGAAACGUGGAAUACGAUUCAGGCACUCAUGAUAUCACUUUCGGCCCUUCGGUGCGGGUUCAGGAAAUUGCUGAAAAGCUGCGCGAAAUCAAUCGUUUCUACCCUCAUGGCCACUGUCCUACUGUCGCAGCUGGUGGCUUCCACCUCGGUGGUGGGCAGGGCGUAGGCAUGCGAGGCACAGGCCCAACUUAUCGCGACUGGUUAACCCAACUGGAAAUCGUUGUGGCUGACGGUCGCGUUGUGAUUGCAAGCGAGAAGGAAAAUUCCGAUUUAUUCUGGGCUGCAAGAGGAUGCGGUCCUGCCUUCUUCGGUGUCAUCACGAAAUUUUGGGGAAAAACCACUCCUCGAACAAAAUGGUGGGGCCAGCAUACUGCUUUCGACUUAGGGAACAACUACAAACCUCUCAUGAAAUGGUUUAUUGAGCAGUCGAAGAAGACGCCGAAAAAGGUAACCGAACUCAACGCUGGCAUCUUCUAUCCCGAAAAGGCAGCUGCGAAGAGUCUUCCAGACAAGCCUCCCGCUGAGGCGAAACUCACCUUCAUCAUCACAAAUAUUGCCCUCGCUGAUACCGAGAGCGAAGCGAAGGGAAUGCUAGCUGCUUAUGAAGACAUUCCAACUGAGCUAAGCUCGUCCGUACUGGAGUCAUCCUUUAAAGAAUUGGCCUUGGAGGAUAUGUGGGCCGAACAGGACAUGCUGUGGUCUAGCGACAAUAGUGAGUAUUGGAGGUUUCAGAGCCUUUGCACGGACGAAUCGGUGGAUUUAGAUAAAUUACUUGAUGCUACCGAACCAAUCCAAACGGAUAUCCCCACGCUAAGAUCGGUUUCCCUUGUCGUCAUCCCUAACUGGGAACCAAACGAGGAAGCUUGCGCAUAUAGCGUGCCAAUUCAGCUGUACCUUUGCUCAUUCGCGGGUUGGGCUGACCCAAAUCUGACACCCUUAAUGAAAGAGCACUGGCGAUCUCGAUACAAGAAGUUGUUGCCGUUCUCGUCCGGGAUGUUUCCCGCAGACUACGAUGUGACUAAUGAUGAAGGAAAUUCCACACCAUUAUCCAACACCGCUCUAACACGCUUCAUGGAUGUUGGUAAGAAAUGGGACCCGCAACAGUUAUUCCCGGCAAGGAACAAAUAUGUCUCGACUUCUGAGAAAAUGAAAAAUUUAUGGCAGAAGUCUGACUUGGGAGAACUGUGAUGUCGCUUCUGUAACGAGCACUUGUUAACAUCAUGCAUCCCCAUCCGGCUAGCUUCAUCACAUGACUCUCUCACUCCCCUUGUUCUUUAAGUUUAAUAUCGUUAGUUCAAUGCACUUGUUCCUUUACAAGCUGGCAUCUAUUACAGCUUCAGACUAAUGAUAUCUGCAAUGAGACCGUGAGGUUGUCCUCCUAAUCAAGUCGGUCUUCUUUCUAUUCGACAACAAUGAGCGGCCUCGUUGAGAUGCUUCAACAUGGAGCUACUGCCCGAGCAAAAAUGAAUAUUCUAGAUAACAGAAACUAGUGGCCGCAUACCCAUGAAAUGGCAACAUAUACGUUUUCUGCGCUUCUAUAUUCCUGUAUAAUAUCUCGGCUGUGAACAGCUCGAGUUAGC